Cuscuta epithymum is the source of this 7743-nucleotide messenger RNA. The record is from the annotation of a GenBank genome assembly. Lineage: Eukaryota; Viridiplantae; Streptophyta; Magnoliopsida; Solanales; Convolvulaceae.
GACACCGCACCCGAAUGCCUUCGAAAAUUCAAAAAAAAAAAAUUUCAAAGUCUAUGUAUUGAAUUUCCGAUUCCCAAACAAUUGUGAAACGAUUAAUGUUUUACGUAAUUAAUGGUCGAUUAGUGUACUGUUCAAACUCGUAUAAUAGUGUCGGGCGUGCAAAUACUAUUUGGGUCUUAUUAAUAAAUAAAAGAGCCCAACAUUUCCUAAAUAGUGAUACAUGAUCCUUCAAGACAAUUUGAGGAAAGUCGGGCGGCCCAAACAUCAUUUUGGACCCAACCUGUUAAAAAAAUAGCAAGUAUUCGAGAAUGGCGUUCUAGACCCACUCGGGAGUGACCCACAUGGCUAGUAGCCCAAUAAUAUGUAUGACAAAUGUCACAUAAGUGAUAGAAUGAUUAAAGGAGAAUACAAAUGCCUAUAACCCCAUCUUUGGCAUUAUUGAGCUAAAUAAUGGGAGUAGGAUUUUCCUUCUAAAAUAUCCAUCAAGUAAAUUAUUGGGAUGAGCCUACACAUAUUGGAGAUCAAUAAUUUGAUUUAAUAAGUUGACUUGUUCUAAAUAAAUUAGGAUGAGUACAAAAAGGCAUCUUUGACAAAAGAUAAAACAAUAGGACCCAUCUUCCUAAUUUUGGAAGUAUUGGUAGAUGUUUUGGACCCCAAAUUGAUUGGGAUCACUUGGGGAGCACCCCACACCUUCUUGGCACCUGCAAAAUAAAGAGAAUGAGUUAAAAACCUUGGUUGGGGCGGACAAAAGGAGGGGGAGGCUGAACAUGACAUGUUUGUGAACCAAAUGGACCCUCUCCCCAUUUUUUUUUGAUUGAGGUAUCUUGCUCAAUCAUCCCACAUGCCAACCCACUCCUAUCCUUUGACUUUUGAGGCUAAGUUAAGGCCAAGAUAACACUUCCCCAGCUCCCAUUCGAACUCCCCAAGAUAAGAGAGAAGAAGAGAGCCACACAACCUAAAAGAGCAAGGAGAAAGCAAACUGCCCGCAGGUUUUUCCUCCAGUGCAAGGGUUACUUGUUUGCUUCAUAUCUCGAGUUAUACACAUCCAAAUAAGGCGUACGAGAUACCAACAGAAAGCUCUCAAGACGAGGAAUCCGUGAAGGUCUGGUUUGCAGCAAUCGGAGUAGUGGAAGGCUUCCAAAUUGACUGAGCAAAACACAACCUCGCAGGAAACGUUUUUGUAUUCAAAGAAUCGAGUUAGCCGGAAAACACCCGUUCUAGGGGCUGUUUUCGUAUCAACGAUUCGGGGUUGAAAUAGCAACUUGAGGAGGCUGUUUAGCACCCAUUUUCAAGCAAGGAACUAGUUCCCAAUCUUCCUUGGCCGAGGCUUUGGUCAUUGGAUCGAGAAGGAAGGUUUUAAAGCUCAUUUGAGGUUGAGGCUAGAGCUUGCUUCCUGUGCUCGUUGCUCGAGAGAUCAUCUAGGGGCGAAGACUUGGUUCGUGCUUCCUCCAUUCGGAUUUUAAACAUUAAUAAACAUGCUCAUGGAUAUUUUAUUAUAGAGCCUGCGUGCUCAUGAAUAGCCCUGUGUGGCCCUUUUGUUUUAAACAAUGUUUUCCGCUGCGUUAUGAAUUACUUAUUAUGUUUGUUUAUGGAUGACUUGUGUGUGAAUGAUAUUCAUGACGCCUUGUAUAAUAUGAAUGUGUUGGACUGCGGUUGACUAUUCGUAUUGUACGGCGGGUUGUCGACGUGUCCGGGGAGGUCCGGGGCGUGACAAUUAAGUUGGUAUCAGAGCCUUAGUCCAUAAACUUCAUAAUGAAGUCUCAAAAUUCUCUUUUUGAAAAGAUUUUGAAAACCAUGAGCAUAGAAGUUUUGUACUUGGAGAGCUUUUGGUACUUGGGUUGCAAGGUCUCUAAUUGUUAAGAUGGUACCCUUAGCAAUUGGUAUGGCGGUGACUCGAGCCAAAAUGUGUCUUAAGUACCUAUCCGUCAAUUGACAUUUGAUACGAGUCUAACGACUCUUUCCAAAAAUUCUUUCAGAAAUGGACGGUGGUGGCAGGGUUACGAGAAAGAACCUGAUGGGCCGUGCACCGGUAGCGACCGGGCAGGGAAGCCGUGGGGCCUCUAGAGUAUCUAGAGGGGCGAGCCGUGGAGGCCGAUCGCACACUGUGAGCGGUGGUCAUGUGGACACCGAGGAUGAAACCUAUUGGUCCUAUGAGGACUCGACUUACCAACCGGAAACCGAGCCGGUUGAGACCCCUUACGAAGGGGAUGACGAUGAUGUAAGUGAUGACGAGGAGGAAAAUAACUCCUUAACACGAAUCGAAGCGUUACUCCAACAGUAUCACCGUGAGCGUGAGGAAAGGAGGGAACGCCGAAGGCGCCGAGCUGGUCAACCUUCGGGUGGGGCUUCUGGAGUGAGAAGCCAUGCCGACUCUAGGACCCACAUCGAACCACAUGGGGGCCGAGGUGAUGGGGGUCCAACCAUAAGGAUCUCCAAGUACAUUAAGGAGGUAAGGGACUUGGGGUGCAAACCGUUCGAUGGGACGGGAGACAUCUCGAUUGCCGCUCAAUGGAUCAAGAGGUUGAAUGAGGCAGCUCUUGACAUGCAACUCACCCCCGAAUUUAAACUAAGGGUGGCGGUGAGACUGCUCGAAGGGAUGGCAUCCACAUGGUGGGACGGAGCCAAGGGAAAGUAUGGCAAUACCGUGACUUGGGAGAAUUUCCGACAGGAGUUCUUUGCCCAGUACUAUUCUGAUUUUGAGGUGAACGUCAAGAGGAGAGAGUAUACCCUCCUGACCCAAGGUGGCAAAAUGACGGUGAGGCAACUUGAACACAAAUUCAGGGGGCUCGCGGAGUUCAUACCGGAGUAUGUUUGUGACGAGAACCGGAUGGUAAAUCACUUCUGGGAUGCCUUGGACUUGGAGGUACGUGAGAGGGCAACACAGUUGCCUAACAUGACCUUUAGCCAAGUGGUCGAGCAAGGGUUGAAAGGGGAGAAACAAUGGGAGGAGAGGAAGAGGAGAGAUGCCGAAGAGGCGAAAAAGAGAAAGGGGGAGAGUCAUGGCCCUCAAGGUUCCAAUAAAAAGGGAAACCAUGGAGGAGGAUCUUUCCGAACACCACCGCCCCCACCUAGGGGGAACCAAGGCCCGAAUGGACAAGGAUCACGGACCUCGGGGGUAGCUCGGUGCAAUAAUUGCAAAAGGAGCCACUUUGGUAAGUGUCGUGACCCUCCUAGAUGCUUCCAAUGUGGGGAUGCCGGGCAUUUGAAGAUGAAUUGCCCACAAUUGGGUGGGGCAAGGUCAUCGGGACCAAGUAGCGGGGCUACGGGAAGUAGAAACCAAGCCGGGGGUUCCCAAGUAACCAGGGGGCAAGGGGGAGCAAGCGCGAGUAACGCGCCGUCCGUGAAUCAAGGAAGGACGCAAGCUAGAGUCUACGCAAUGACCGAGGCUGAUGCUCGGGCUAAUCCCGACUCCGUCGCAGGUAAUACACUUGUUCGGGUCAUUUCUAGGCUUAUUUUGAUCAUAUACGUCGUUGGGAUUAAGUACGGGCCACCCCGGGGUCAAACUGGGUGAGUUAGGCCGAAUCGGGCUGGAAACAGCCACUGCUGGCCAGGCACGCCCGAAGGCACGCCGUGCCUGGAAUCGUGCCUGGAAGGCAGUGGCACCCGAAGAGAAGAAAAAAAAAAAAAUUUUUUUGGCCAGGCACGGCCUCAGGCACGCCGUGCCUGGCGUCGUGCCUGGGAGGCAGUAGCGCCCAGGGCUUUUUCCCAAGCCAGGCACGACCGUGCCUACCCCAGGCACGCCGUGCCUGGCACCCAGAAUGCCGAAACCCGAUUUUUUCGCACCGUUUUGCGACAUUAAGACCUUUUCUUGAUCCCUAACACAUGUGUGAACAUAAUAAACCUCUCUAAAUGUGUAAGAAUGGUAGGAAAGGUAUCUUACAUGACUUAUAAAUGUAGGAACACUAAAGAUUAAUGGGAAGGAUGCGCGAAUCCUUAUCGAUACCGGGGCGCAACGUUCAUUUGUGAAUGAAGCGUUCGCCAAGAGGUUGGGAGUGCAAUCCGCACCAUUGAUGCAAACCUUAGUGGUGUCAACACCACUAGGGGAUGACGUGGAAAGAACUUGCCACUAUCCAUCGUGUGAGGUGGAAGUGGAGGGCCAAAACUUGUCGUGUGAUUUCGUGCCGCUGAGUAUGAUUGAGUUCGAUGCAAUCCUGGGUAUGGAUUGGUUUGAGAAGCAUCAUGCUAGGGUCGAUUGUUACACGAAAGUACUUGAACUCGAAGUCAAUGAAGGGGUAACCUUACGCUUCGAGGGGGAUAGGGCAAAAUCCAAUAGUUGCGUCAUAUCCGCUGUGAGGGCUAAGAACAUGAUGAGGAAGGGGUGUCAUGCAUAUCUAGCAUAUGUAGUGGACAAAACCAAAGAAGAGACGAGUAUUGAUGAUGUGAGGGUAGUAUGCAAGUAUCCGGACGUCUUUCCUAAAGACUUACCGGGACUUCCACCCGAUAGGGAGAUUGAGUUCGUGAUUGAGGUCGAGCCCGGCACCAAACCAAUCUCCAUACCGCCAUACCGUAUGGCACCCGCUGAACUUAACGAGUUAAAAACCCAAUUGCAAGAGCUUUUGGAUAACGGUUUCAUCAGACCAAGCCACUCCCCAUGGGGAGCACCGGUCCUUUUUGUGAAAAAGAAGGAUGGAACACUUCGAAUGUGCAUUGACUAUCGUCAACUGAACAAGGUCACAAUCAAGAAUAGGUAUCCCUUGCCUAGGAUUGAUGACUUGUUUGAUCAACUACAAGGAGCAACCGUGUUUUCAAAGAUUGACUUGAGGUCGGGGUACCAUCAAUUGAAGAUUAAGGAGGAUGACAUACCGAAGAGUGCUUUCCGCACGAGAUAUGGGCAUUUUGAGUUCCUUGUUAUGUCGUUUGGGUUAACAAACGCCCCGGCGGCAUUCAUGGACUUAAUGAACCGAGUAUUUCACAAAUACUUGGACCGAUUCGUGAUUGUGUUCAUUGAUGACAUCUUGAUCUACUCAAAGAGUGAGGAAGAGCAUGAGGAGCACUUGAUACUUGUUCUUGAGACACUACGGGAGAAGCAACUCUAUGCCAAAUUUUCUAAAUGUGAAUUUUGGCUUAAGGAGAUUGGCUUUCUCGGGCACGUGGUUUCAGGAUCGGGAAUUGCAGUUGAUAACAAGAAGAUAGAAGCCAUUACCGAAUGGGAGAGGCCAAAGAACGUCAAGGAAAUUCGUAGUUUCCUUGGAUUGGCAGGCUACUACAGAAAGUUUGUGGAGAAGUCCUCUGUUCUGGCAUCAUCAUUGACGAAGCUCACUCGUAAAGGAGCUAAGUUCGUGUGGGAGGACAAAUGUGAGAAGGGGUUCUUAGAAAUGAAGAAGAGGUUAACCGAGGCACCGGUACUUGCACUACCCAAACAGGGUAUGGGGCACGAUGUCUAUAGUGAUGCGAGCAUCCAAGGGGUUGGAUGUGUGUUGAUGCAGAUGGGAGGGGUAAUUGCCUAUGCUUCACGACAGUUGAAGAGGCAUGAGGUAAACUACCCUACUCAUGAUUUAGAGCUGGGAGCAGUGGUGUUUGCAUUGAAGAUAUGGGGACACUAUCUCUACGGGGAGACGUGUCACAUAUACACUGAUAAUAAGAGCUUGAAGUGUGUAUUUACUCAUAAAGAGUUAAACAUGAGACAGAGACGGUGGAUGGAGUUGAUAAAGGACUACCAUCAAGUUAUUAAGUACCAUCCAGGUAAGGAAAACGUUGUAGCAAAUGCCCUCAGUCAGAAGAGUUCGUCUGGGGCAUUGCUGACUAGUUUGAGGGCAUUGAGAGCCCAAUUAGAGGUAUCUAGCAAUGGUGCCUUAUUGGCAUGACUUGAGGGGAGACCGACCUUGCUUGAUGAGAUCAAGAAGGGUCAAGAAACUGACGAAGAACUUAUGAAGGUCCGGGAACACAUGUAAGCGGGACCGGUGGAGGAUUUCCGUAGGGGAGACGAUGAGGAAGCACUAUGCUAUCAUAUUUGAAUAGAGUGAGAAUUUCGGGGACGAAAUUCCUGUUAAGGGGGGGUGGACUUGUGACACCGCACCCGAAUGCCUUCGAAAAUUCAAAAAAAAAAAAUUUCAAAGUCUAUGUAUUGAAUUUCCGAUUCCCAAACAAUUGUGAAACGAUUAAUGUUUUACGUAAUUAAUGGUCGAUUAGUGUACUGUUCAAACUCGUAUAAUAGUGUCGGGCGUGCAAAUACUAUUUGGGUCUUAUUAAUAAAUAAAAGAGCCCAACAUUUCCUAAAUAGUGAUACAUGAUCCUUCAAGACAAUUUGAGGAAAGUCGGGCGGCCCAAACAUCAUUUUGGACCCAACCUGUUAAAAAAAUAGCAAGUAUUCGAGAAUGGCGUUCUAGACCCACUCGGGAGUGACCCACAUGGCUAGUAGCCCAAUAAUAUGUAUGACAAAUGUCACAUAAGUGAUAGAAUGAUUAAAGGAGAAUACAAAUGCCUAUAACCCCAUCUUUGGCAUUAUUGAGCUAAAUAAUGGGAGUAGGAUUUUCCUUCUAAAAUAUCCAUCAAGUAAAUUAUUGGGAUGAGCCUACACAUAUUGGAGAUCAAUAAUUUGAUUUAAUAAGUUGACUUGUUCUAAAUAAAUUAGGAUGAGUACAAAAAGGCAUCUUUGACAAAAGAUAAAACAAUAGGACCCAUCUUCCUAAUUUUGGAAGUAUUGGUAGAUGUUUUGGACCCCAAAUUGAUUGGGAUCACUUGGGGAGCACCCCACACCUUCUUGGCACCUGCAAAAUAAAGAGAAUGAGUUAAAAACCUUGGUUGGGGCGGACAAAAGGAGGGGGAGGCUGAACAUGACAUGUUUGUGAACCAAAUGGACCCUCUCCCCAUUUUUUUUUGAUUGAGGUAUCUUGCUCAAUCAUCCCACAUGCCAACCCACUCCUAUCCUUUGACUUUUGAGGCUAAGUUAAGGCCAAGAUAACACUUCCCCAGCUCCCAUUCGAACUCCCCAAGAUAAGAGAGAAGAAGAGAGCCACACAACCUAAAAGAGCAAGGAGAAAGCAAACUGCCCGCAGGUUUUUCCUCCAGUGCAAGGGUUACUUGUUUGCUUCAUAUCUCGAGUUAUACACAUCCAAAUAAGGCGUACGAGAUACCAACAGAAAGCUCUCAAGACGAGGAAUCCGUGAAGGUCUGGUUUGCAGCAAUCGGAGUAGUGGAAGGCUUCCAAAUUGACUGAGCAAAACACAACCUCGCAGGAAACGUUUUUGUAUUCAAAGAAUCGAGUUAGCCGGAAAACACCCGUUCUAGGGGCUGUUUUCGUAUCAACGAUUCGGGGUUGAAAUAGCAACUUGAGGAGGCUGUUUAGCACCCAUUUUCAAGCAAGGAACUAGUUCCCAAUCUUCCUUGGCCGAGGCUUUGGUCAUUGGAUCGAGAAGGAAGGUUUUAAAGCUCAUUUGAGGUUGAGGCUAGAGCUUGCUUCCUGUGCUCGUUGCUCGAGAGAUCAUCUAGGGGCGAAGACUUGGUUCGUGCUUCCUCCAUUCGGAUUUUAAACAUUAAUAAACAUGCUCAUGGAUAUUUUAUUAUAGAGCCUGCGUGCUCAUGAAUAGCCCUGUGUGGCCCUUUUGUUUUAAACAAUGUUUUCCGCUGCGUUAUGAAUUACUUAUUAUGUUUGUUUAUGGAUGACUUGUGUGUGAAUGAUAUUCAUGACGCCUUGUAUAAUAUGAAUGUGUUGGACUGCGGUUGACUAUUCGUAUUGUACGGCGGGUUGUCGACGUGUCCGGGGAGGUCCGGGGCGUGACAAUUUUGACUGAAGAUUUUCCAUCA